This is a messenger RNA of Vombatus ursinus (common wombat), 1888 nucleotides long. RefSeq names its product 6-phosphofructo-2-kinase/fructose-2,6-bisphosphatase 3. Gene Ontology annotation, cellular component: cytosol. Bases 15 to 1193 code for a protein of 392 amino acids. Gene Ontology annotation, biological process: fructose metabolic process; fructose 2,6-bisphosphate metabolic process. The transcript has 12 exons. The record is from RefSeq and is a predicted model, not a curated record. Gene Ontology annotation, molecular function: fructose-2,6-bisphosphate 2-phosphatase activity; 6-phosphofructo-2-kinase activity; ATP binding. Lineage: Eukaryota; Metazoa; Chordata; Mammalia; Diprotodontia; Vombatidae.
UUUCUCUCUUUCAAAUGUACAUACAGGUUUUUGAUGCUACCAAUACCACAAAAGAGAGAAGAGACAUGGUCCUUGAUUUUGCAAAAGAAAACGACUUUAAGGUUUUUUUCAUCGAGUCUGUGUGUGAUGACCCUUCUGUAGUCGCUUCUAACAUUAUGGAAGUUAAACUCUCCAGCCCUGAUUAUCGAGAUUGCAGCUCAGCAGAAGCCAUGGAGGACUUCAUGAAGAGAAUUGAUUGCUAUCAAGUCAACUAUCAGCCUCUUGACCCAGAUAACCAUGAUAGGGAUUUGUCACUGAUCAAGGUACUUGAUGUUGGCCGACGAUUCCUGGUAAACAGAGUCCAAGAUUACAUCCAGAGCAGGAUAGUCUAUUACCUGAUGAACAUCCAUGUUCAGCCUCGGACCAUCUACUUAUGUCGCCAUGGGGAAAGCGAGUACAAUGUCCUAGGGAGGAUUGGUGGAGAUUCUGGCUUGUCCAUCCGGGGGAAGAAGUUCUCCAUUGCCCUGUGCAAGUUCCUUGAGGAGCAGAAUUUGAAGGACCUUAAGAUAUGGACCAGUCAGCUUAAAAGGACGAUCCAGACAGCAGAAGCCCUCAAGUUACCUUAUGAACAGUGGAAGGCCCUCAAUGAAAUCGAUGCUGGAGUCUGUGAAGAGAUGACCUAUGAAGAGAUCAAGGAGACUUAUCCUGAGGAGUAUGCUCUUCGUGAUCAGGACAAAUAUUAUUACCGCUACCCUACUGGAGAGUCUUAUCAAGACCUAGUUCAACGCUUGGAGCCAGUGAUCAUGGAGUUGGAGAGACAGGAGAAUGUAUUGGUGAUCUGCCACCAAGCUGUCAUGCGUUGCCUUUUGGCUUAUUUUCUAGAUAAGAGUGCAGAUGAAAUGCCGUAUUUGAAAUGUCCCCUCCACACUGUGUUGAAAUUGACACCUGUGGCGUAUGGUUGCCGUGUGGAAUCUAUUUAUUUGAAUGUCGAAGCAGUAAACACACACCGGGAAAGGUCAGAGGAAGCAAAGAAGGGACCUAACCCGCUCAUGAGACGCAAUAGUGUUACCCCACUAGCCAGCCCUGAGCCCACCAAAAAGCCUCGCAUCAACAGCUUUGAGGAGCACACGGCUUCUACUUCUACUUCCCUGCCCAGCUGCCUGCCCCGGGAGGUACCCACGCAACCUUUACUAGGGAAAGCCUGUUUAACCUGAACCUGAAUAACUCACAGAACCAAUUUUGACUCUUCCUGGAACUCUGUAACAAAAGAAACCAGUUGCAUUCCAUUGCCAUUUCUGAAGCUUGGCUUGUGCUCCUCCAUUUAACCUGAGGCCCAGAUAAUCCCAGCUGCUUCUUCCAUAAACUGACCAAACUGUUGGGGUGAGGGCGGGGUUUAUCAAAUGAAAAUUCAGUACUUUUGACUCUGAUCAUCCAACCACCUUGUGGUGACUUAAAGGCAGUGUAUAGCCCUCCUAGUGUAAAGAAUCCAUCGUUUUCCAUUUUACUUCUUAUUUUUUCUCAUUAUCCCAUUCUUCAUUUUCAGUGGAUGUCUAUUUGUGGCAACCUCUCUGGAAAGGCUUUAGAAGAAUGGGGAGGGGAAAAUUAGCUGAGAAGGGAAUGUCUUUGCUUCUUUUCUCCCUUUCUACCUUACCAGGAAAUGUUUCAGAAUGACAGGUUGGAAUUUCUUAAGGUUACAGGAAAAUUCAAGAUGGCUGGCCUCCUAAAGAAACCAUCUGCUUUUUUUGUCUUGGCUUCUGAAGACAGUACUUCAUUAGGAGUGGAACCAGCAAGUAAUGGUUUGGAGGUGGUGUACCCAAGCAAAAUAUGACUUUGGAGAAGUAGACGUCUCCUCUUUAGGAAUUCCUGAGUCAGAAAUCUGCUUUUUGACUAAAGCAAAGACAUUACUCUC